Messenger RNA from Carassius gibelio (silver crucian carp), 768 nucleotides. RefSeq names its product C-type lectin domain family 4 member G-like. Gene Ontology annotation, molecular function: fucose binding; D-mannose binding. Gene Ontology annotation, cellular component: external side of plasma membrane. The coding region runs from base 1 to 768 and encodes 255 amino acids. Gene Ontology annotation, biological process: biological process involved in interspecies interaction between organisms. The transcript is spliced from 5 exons. NCBI's taxonomy places the organism in Eukaryota, Metazoa, Chordata, Actinopteri, Cypriniformes, Cyprinidae. The record is from RefSeq and is a predicted model, not a curated record.
AUGUCUGAUACUAUUUAUGACGAUGUCACCUGGACUGAGACUGAGGGAAUGAAGAGAGAGAGAGUGGAGAUGACUCUGGAUAUCUAUGAGAGUGCAGAUUGUGUGAGAGAUCAUGACUUCAGGACGGAGACAAACACACACCAACCACUUCAGCGCACAGUCAUAAUGCUGUGUGUCCACACAGAAGAGCAAACGCAGCUACUAAACAAGUUUAACAACCUCACAGAAGAAAGAGACCAGCUACUAACCACGCUCAAAGAUUACAAAACAGAGAAAUAUCUGUUAAUGAUCCAGAACAACAACCUGACCAUUGAAAAUAAAGAUUUAUUAUUCAAGCAUGAUGUUGUAAUGAAACAAAGAGAGCAGGAGAACAAUGACCUGUGGAAAAAUCUUCAUGAAGUGGGUGGAUGUUUUUACUAUCAGUCCAGUCUUUACAUAAUUUCCUUGGAGAAGAAGAGCUGGGCUGAGAGUAGACAAGACUGUAAGGCAAGAGGAGCAGAUCUGAUCACCAUAAACAACAGCGAGGAACAAGGUCUUGUUACAAAAAUGUCUGAUGGUAGUUUUGCUUGGAUUGGUCUGACUGACAGUGAUCUGGAGGGCAGAUGGAAAUGGGUUGAUGGCAGCAGACUUGAAUCUGACUUCUGGAGAUCUGGAGAACCCAAUGGACACAAAGGAGAAAACUGUGUUGUGUCUUAUGCAUCACAGUGGUAUGAUUAUCCAUGUAAUAAUGCUUUUAAGUGGAUCUGUGAGAAGAACAUUUUUAAAUGA